Ricinus communis (castor bean) is the source of this 1967-nucleotide messenger RNA. Its product is annotated as gibberellin 20 oxidase 2. The coding region runs from base 434 to 1603 and encodes 389 amino acids. Gene Ontology annotation, biological process: flower development; unidimensional cell growth; gibberellin biosynthetic process. The transcript has 3 exons. Gene Ontology annotation, molecular function: gibberellin 20-oxidase activity. The record is from RefSeq and is a predicted model, not a curated record. Lineage: Eukaryota; Viridiplantae; Streptophyta; Magnoliopsida; Malpighiales; Euphorbiaceae.
GUGGGAAUUUAUUUGGCAUCUGAGGGAAGAAGAAAACCUUCUUUCUUGUAGAUCUUAUGUACCUCCUUUUUUUUAGAAAUAAAUAAAUAAAUUGGAUUUGAAAUUAUAGUUGUGGAGAUAUAUAACUGCAGUAGUAUUAAUAUAUCAUCUCUAACUAUGUAAUUUAUAUUGUAGUUUGUGAAGGAGAGUAAGUAAUAGGGACGAAGGAUGAGACUGGGUAGCACACUCUCAAGAAAGGAAUGACGCAACAGUGAAACCGAUAAGAUUCCAAUUUUGUUUGGUCACCGACCUCUCCAAGGAACGGCCUUGUCUUUUCUUUUUCUUUCCCUCUCCUACUUAAUUAUCGCUCUUCUCUUUCUUUCCUUCUCACUAACCGACCUCUUCUCCUUGUUUAAUUUUCAGUUUCAACUUCAAACUGAAUCUUACAUUCUGUAUGCCUGUAACUGUUGAUCAGAGUGAUUCAAACAUGGCAUUGUCUCCUCCUCCUGCUCCUCCUCCCCAUCUAACACUCCCACCAAAGUUCCAGGAACCACAACAGACUUUGGUUUUCGAUGCGUCCAUUCUUCAACAUCAAUCCAACAUACCUUCUCAGUUCGUUUGGCCUGACCAUGAGAAACCAUGCCUCGACUCUCCUCAGCUUGCAAUUCCUCCUAUUGACUUGGGUAGCUUCCUUUCUGGAGACCAUUUGGCUGUAUCAAAAGCUGUUGAGCUAGUUAAUGAGGCAUGCAAGAAGCAUGGGUUCUUUCUAGUUGUUAAUCAUGGCGUUGAUUCGCGUCUUAUAGCGAAAGCUCACGAGUAUAUGGAGAUGUUUUUUAGCAUGCCCAUGAUGGUGAAGCAACGAGCUCAAAGAAGGAUAGGGGAUCACUGUGGAUAUGCAAGUAGCUUCACUGGAAGGUUUUCCUCAAAACUUCCAUGGAAAGAAACGCUUUCUUUUCGAUAUUGUGAUGACAAUAAUUUCUCCAACAUUGUCCAAGAAUACUUCUCGAACGUUAUGGGAGAAGAGUUCAGACAAUUUGGCAAGGUGUACCAAGAAUACUGCGAAGCUAUGAGCACACUCUCCCUUAGGAUUAUGGAGCUUUUGGGGUUAACUCUAGGAGUGGGGAGAGCAUAUUUCAGAGAAUUCUUUGAAGGGAAUGAUUCCAUAAUGAGAUUGAACUACUAUCCUCCUUGCCAAAAACCUGAUUUAACUCUUGGAACUGGUCCUCACUGUGACCCAACUUCCUUGACGAUUCUUCAUCAAGAUGAAGUUGGUGGCCUCCAAGUUUUCGUUGAUGAAAAAUGGCAUUCUGUUCAUCCUGAUCCACAAGCUUUUGUUGUCAACAUCGGCGACACUUUCAUGGCUCUUUCAAAUGGCAUUUUCAAGAGUUGCUUGCACAGAGCAGUGGUAAAUAAUAGAACAGUAAGGAAGUCACUAGCUUUCUUUCUAUGUCCAAACAUGGAGAAGGUGGUGAAGCCGCCAAAGAAUUUGGUCGACUCCAAUAAUCCAAGGAUCUAUCCAGACUUUACAUGGCCAGCACUGCUAGAAUUCACCCAGAAAUAUUACAGGGCAGACAUGAAAACCCUAGAUGUAUUCGCAAACUGGCUGCAGCAAAAGAAGAGCUGAUUUUUUUUUUUUCUUUUUGGUUAGACCUAUGAAAGUACCAUUUCUAUGCUCAACAGCAGUGGAAAAGAUUUUCUAGUCGUGGUGGGUCUAUCGGGAAAAAGGCAACAGAAACACCAAAAACUAGGCCAGCUGGUUUGUGAUUAGGUGUUUAGUGUGUUAGUGUUGGAGAGAAUCAUAUCAAGUAAAGAAGCCAAUUAGGAAUAAAGAGUUUGAAUGUGCUCCAUAGCUUCUUUCUAUUUUAUUUUUAUUCUCUUUUUCUUAUUUAUGAAUGUACGCUUGUCUUUUGCCUCUAUGAUAUUUGCCACGACCAUUGCAUUGCAUGUAAAAUCAAUUAAGCCCUUGAUUAUAUGUCUAAUAUUACAUA